UUUAUGGGCCACAAUAAACUAUGACGAACCAUUUAUUUGUAAACUUUUCAGUUGUAUUGUAUUUGUAGGAGCAAAUAUUUGAGUUCGUAUUGUUCUUUACAAAUUAACCAUGAUUAUUAUUCCAUUAUUAAUCUUCACCGUUCAACUCCAGUGCAGUUAGGAUUGGAAAUGAGUGUCACGUAAUAAAAAGCACUCACUUACGCCAAGUACUAUACCGUAUAUAGUCUAUACAUGUAUGUAUGUACAAAGUGCAUACGACAUGACACCAGCUAUAUAGCAGCAUUCGUCAGAUUUUAAUACAUUGAUCAUAAAAGUAGGUGUUCAUUUUUAAAGACCAACGAGUGCUCGAUAAUAAAUAACGCACCAAUACGGUGUGAAUUAAGAAUGCAUGGGAAAUGUGGAGUCUGCUUAUCCACCAAAAUAUUAUUCGUGCUAACCUGGACGUCCCUGUGCGAAGGUAAGACGACUGAUCUUAUUUAUAAUGAAUAUUGGGUUGAGAUUUGACUAUUGCUUUUCAAUAUAAAUUUAGGCACCGCGUUCGUUGAUCGCGUAUGUACCCUUGCCAAGUCCGAGGGGGAAAAAUGUCCUUCCGGGGGUGGCGGCGAGGAAAAGAUGUACUACUUCGACUCGACGAAGGAGAAGUGCACCUCCUUCACGUAUUUGGGCUGUGCCGGAAAUCAGAACAAGUUUGAGGCGUCGGACGAUUGUAUCGACUCGUGUCAGACGCCGUGGUUCAUCAAGAAGAACAAGGAAGAGGACAAGAAGAACCCAGGGGGAGAGGAACCUCACAAAAAGUCGGACUGCUCCCUCCCAUACGAAGCGGGACCAUGUAAAGCUCUCAUCACCAUGUGGUACUACAACUCUGCGCAGGCAGCCUGCGAGGUUUUUGGUUAUGGUGGGUGCAACGGGAAUGGCAACAAGUUCGACAGCAGAUUAGAAUGUGAAACCUUCUGUGGAGAUAAUCCAGAAGUCAAGAAGAAAAGUAGUUAGUGACUGACAAAGCAUGAUGAGGUCCGUUAUGGACGAAAAUAUUUUCACGUGCAGCUUCAAUUUAGGUAUUAUGAAAACCAUAUAGCUCAAUAAACUCAAUAGUUUCGCUGAAUUUGGCUGAAAUGGAUUGUGUCGGUUGCAAUUAAUGCUUAUACGAAGCGAGCAUUAAACCUUCUGGACAUCACCGAUAACGUAGAGCUAUAGUUAUGUACAUAGACACACAUGCUACUUUAUUUCUUGAACUGAUCACAUAAUCACGCGUUAUAAUUGCGGGCAACUAUAGUAAGUAAAUGGAACAUCGCAAAAAUAGAAAAAACGAGUUAAGCUUAAAAACAUGUUUUAAA
Molecule: messenger RNA, 1334 nt
Organism: Folsomia candida
Lineage: Eukaryota; Metazoa; Arthropoda; Collembola; Entomobryomorpha; Isotomidae
Product: protein AMBP-like
Exons: 2
Coding region: 613-990 (125 amino acids)
Molecular function (GO): serine-type endopeptidase inhibitor activity
Source: RefSeq, a predicted model, not a curated record